This is a messenger RNA of Dalotia coriaria, 4025 nucleotides long. RefSeq names its product sperm-specific sodium:proton exchanger-like. The record is from RefSeq and is a predicted model, not a curated record. Gene Ontology annotation, cellular component: plasma membrane. Gene Ontology annotation, molecular function: potassium:proton antiporter activity; sodium:proton antiporter activity. Lineage: Eukaryota; Metazoa; Arthropoda; Insecta; Coleoptera; Staphylinidae. Gene Ontology annotation, biological process: sodium ion import across plasma membrane; proton transmembrane transport; potassium ion transmembrane transport. The coding region runs from base 115 to 3846 and encodes 1243 amino acids. The transcript is spliced from 6 exons.
GUUACCUUGUUCUGAAUCAAACGUCAAACUUGUUACAUAUUUUAACUGAAAUCCAGGAUAGCGUUGAAUGUUAAUUAAUUAUUCUUACCUGUCAAAUACAGUAGAAGUGCCAAAAUGGCGCAGCGAAAGGUUUAUUCCGGUAACGAGGAAUCAUUUCAAGUAUUUCUGUUUAUAUCUGUAAUUUUGAUGGUGAGUGUUCUGAUGCGUUGGUUAGUUAGAAGAUUCAACGUGUUCCCGCAAGGUGUAUUAACGAUUUUAUUGGGUAUUGCAAUGGGAUUACUUUACAUGGUUGGCGGAGAUCAAUUGGAGAUAAGUAGUAGAAACAUGAUGGGCAAAAUAGCGACGAAAUACGUGAUUGACGGCUACGUGCCAAUAUUUAUUGUGUCCACCAUGUACCGUAUAAACUAUCCCAACUUUCUGAAGUAUUUACCGCAAGUAAUGUUAAUAACAUUCUUCGGGGGCGUCAUCAGCCCAUUGCUAUUGGGCUUUAUUUUGUCACGUACAAUGAACAAUGAUUUAACUUUCACGUGUGGAGUGAUGCGUGCCAUAGCUGUCGUUCCAAUUGAACCAUUAUAUGCCGUGGGGAUUUUAAAACGUCUUGCCAGAUUCAAGUAUUUGGAAACUAUUUUGGAAGCUGAAUCUGUCAUACUGAUGAUACCAGUAUAUUUAAUGUUAGAUAUGUUCCACGGCAUUCAAAUUGGCAAUCUUACCGAGUGGUAUCAUGUAAUGAAUCUUACCUUACGUCAUGCUAUAUUUGGUUUCGCAAUCGGUUAUCUUGCUGGAAAACUGCAUGUACUUUGUAUGGUGUAUAUCGACUCUGAAACGUAUUAUACUUUCGGAGUGUCCAUCUUUAUGACAUAUGGCAUUUAUGUUUUAACCGAAUUUCUUGCAUUCGGCAAUGCGCAGUUGGCUUUGCUUUGUAACAUUUGCCAAGUUUUGAGUAAACGACAUAAGUUAUCACCACAAGUCGAUGCGAAUGUGGUGGAAAUGUGGGCGACCAUUCAAUAUUUAAGCGAAACGGUCUGGCUGACAUUUGUCACCAUUCAAUUUACUUUAUAUCUGGCUUAUAACUUUUACAUCAGCAUGGCGUAUGGAGCAAUAUUGAUUUAUAUCACAACAUUGUUUCUUCGAUUAGUUGGACUAGUUUUACUGAGUCCUUUGCUUUGGAAAAUGUCGAAUGAAAUCAACUUGAAGGCUAUUUUAGUCCUGACAUGGAGCGGUAUCAGAGGACCAAUGGCUUUGAACUUUUCCCAAAUGUUUUUUAACUGCAAAGUCAUCACCAAAACCGAUUCAUUUCUAUUUGAGGUUUUUGUAACUGUCCUUAUUGGCUUGUUGCUGAAUUCAAGCAGUAUGAAGCAGUUGUUACGAAUGAUUGGAUAUUCAAGACUGUCAACAUCGCAAAGAACAAAUAUGAAUCUUUAUGUGGAUAUGUUAAACAAGAAAGCGCAAUACAUAAUCUACAACUUGAAAUUUAGAAGAUACUUUGUGGGAACUUAUUGGGUUUUAGUGCGAGACUUUGUGAAAUUGAAUUAUUCUUCUGACGAAGCAGAUGAUAACUAUAAAAGUCACAUCUUUGAAGGGAAGGCAUGCGAUCAUUGUGAGAUGGAUGUUCCAUACAAUAUUACUGAAUCAGAAUUAUCCGCGUUGCUUUUAGAAAAUGAAACAAAGAUAACAAAAUUGAAGAAAAUAUUUCUGAUUAAUCAAUACCUUCGGGGUAGUAUCGACAAGCGAUGUCUUGAAUUAAUCACCAAGAAAUUGGAAAGAAAGCUAGACUUUUCAAGGCAUCGUCAAACCUGCAUUGAAUUAAGUGUUUAUUUUAAACCGGGGAAAGUUUUGAAAUGUUGUCACAUAAUUCUUAAGAAAUUGUCUGCUACACCAAAGAUAAUACCGCCACCGAGAACGUGUCCAAUGCGACAGUUAGUUUAUUACUUUACAAUGCAUAUUGCGUAUGACUAUGUCAUGUAUGCCAUAACGCUAGCCAAUUCUAUAUUUAUUUUAUGGAAUGUUCGAUAUUGCUGUAAUUGGAUGUUUGAUUAUCAUGUGGCUUUAUGGUGCUUUUAUAUUGGAGAUUUUGUAUUGAAAAUCUAUGGCUUGUCGCACAAACGACUCAUUACAUCUGCGUGUGAGCCAUACUUCAGUAAGAAAAGCAACUGGAUAGACGCAUUCUGCUUGUGGGUAACGCCAAUCAGUUUAUUCUUUGUGGGUAAUAAUGCUUUAUUUGGCUGGACCGUGUUUUAUAUUGUUCCGUCAGUGAGAUUAAUUGCGGCGUUACGUUUAUUGACGUUUUUUUCGUUGCUGUAUCCGAUAUGUCCCAUACUUUUAAAGUAUAUCGAAUACAAGAGUAAUUUGCGCACUUGUUUUGGAUAUGAGCUUGGAUUUGCUUUAACACAAUGCGAUAAUGAUGUGCUUGCCGUUUUACAAGAGAUUCUGGAGUUAAAAACGAUUCGGAACGUUUUCCGUAAAGAAAUGAUUGGGAAUAAAGAAGCACUGGAACGGCAAAUGCUGCAAAUGCAACGAGAAAAGCCGUACAUUGCUCUUACUGUGAAGACAAAGCAAGCGAUUCAAAUAACGUUAAAUGCGUUGAAACGACGCUUGCAGGAACUGCAGCAGUUUAGUAUAUUUGAAUUACGAGAAUGUAAUUAUAUUGCGGGACUACUAGCACAACAGCAAAAGAACAUCAAAGCCAUAACGAUUGUGCAAACAUAUUCAACGCACGAAAUAUUAAAGAGUAUCCCCUGGAUUGGCACAAAUGGGCUGUAUGAAUAUUUUUUUCCAAAUGUAAAAAUGAUUUCAUGGAAUGCUGGCGAUUUAGUUCAGUCAAAAGGCAAAGUAUCUCAGGGAAUUUAUGUAAUUGUGACUGGCAUGCUGCGUUUGCAUUUAAUGUCUAAUAUGCAAGAACUAUCCAAUGAUGGAUCUCUUCCGAUUAUUGAUAAUCUUUCAUCGGUCGAUUACAGCAAAGCAGAAGAACUUCUACUUUCCGGGGACAUUGUGGGCGAGUUGAGUUUUAUUACGGGACGCCCUUAUGACUGCAAUAUUGUGGCUGAAUCUUUCUGUCAAGCAUAUUGGUUUACACCUGAACUUUUACAAAAAGGAUAUGAAACUUAUAACAAUCCUGUAAUUGGUCUGGAAUGUCAAAUUUGGAGAAAUUGUUGUUUGAAAAUAACGAUUGCAAUAUUGAUGAAAAUUCCUGUUUAUGAAACUCGCACGCAAGCUGAGAUUAAACAGAAUUUAGAUCAUUGCUUUAUGCCUAAUCUACGUUGUUACAAAACCUUUGUUUUAACUGACAAAAUUAGUGAUGUGUUGUUGAUUGAAGGACGGGUGAAAAGUGCACUAACGGGGGAGAUUUUUAAAGCGCCUAUGCUAAUUCCACAUGCUGUGCAACGAAUCCUGCUCACACUUACCAGCGACGAGUCGCUUUUUUCACAAAUCUCACUACAGAAAAUGGUACGCACUAAAUUAAUGAUAGUGCCAAUUGAUGGCGUCACUCCAAUUGAAGUAAUGAGGGAGGAGGAAGAAUUAGCUGAAUUCAUUGUAGGGACAUCCAGUCAAUAUUUAUUAACGCAUAAAAGUUUAAAGAAAAGCCGGGUCACCAGCUUUACCAACGUUCCAGUUGAAAACGUUGAUUCACUUUCCAUGAAAAGCUAUGAAUGGCGAGCCGAUAAAGAAGUAACUCCUUUGGAUCCCGUUCCGGAUGUGUUUUUAAAACUGAAUUCGAGUUUUUAUGAUGAAUCUCGCGAAAUGUUGCUUAUGCAGAGAAGUCGUCGGGUCCGAAUGCAGUCUAGCUCGAAUUUAUCACGACUUUUAGACACCCCAAAACAAAUUGACGAUCUUAGUGACGAAGAUUGAGAUGUUACAGUUUCACUGACCAUGGAUAAUUGCCAUGAGCUUGCUAUGCUCUGCUUAUUUCAUAACAUUACAUUACAUUACAAAUAGAACAUUCCAGAGGAAUUUUUUGAAAUAAAAUGCGUAUCAUGUAUUAUUUGCAAAAACAUGAUAUGCUGCAUUUCUCACAUCAUCAGAUAUAA